UGCCUCAGCCUCCCGAGUAGCUGGGACUACAGACACGCACCACCAUGCCCGGUAGAGACGGGCCUUCCCCAUGUUGGCCAUGCUGGUCUUGGACUCCUGACCUCAGGUGAUCCACCUGCCUUGGCCUCCCAAAGUGCUUGGAUUACAGGCAUGAGUCUGCACCCAGCCCUCUGCUACACAUUUUCAAAUUUAUUUUCUUCUAUUAAAUUCUACCUGUAG
Piliocolobus tephrosceles (Ugandan red Colobus) is the source of this 219-nucleotide messenger RNA. Its product is annotated as protein GVQW1-like. The record is from RefSeq and is a predicted model, not a curated record. Lineage: Eukaryota; Metazoa; Chordata; Mammalia; Primates; Cercopithecidae. The annotation marks the transcript as partial. The transcript is spliced from 3 exons.